UCGUUCUCACGGUUUCACUCGCGCCACUUGCACUGCUAAAUUGAGUCUGUGUCGUCAGGAUAGCAACUUGGACUGUUGGAAUUGUUUCGUUGCAAGGUUAUGGCACAGUAAUUCGUCGAGUAAUUUUGGUAAAUGUUUUCUCACGCUCGGUUUUUUUAUCCUCUCAAAACCUCUGCAGUAAACCAACGUCCGUCGUGUCUCACAAAAUAUGGAGUGGACUGUUCGUGUUAGCGAAUUUAAUUCCCCGCCCUGCAUCUAUUUUUGUUCAACUUUUGAUCUUGGAAGAGGAAUCCGCGUGAAGCCCGACCACAGCGGGGUGGUGACAGAUGGCGUCAAGCACUCCAUGAACCCGUUCUGUGAGAUCGCUGUGGAGGAGGCCGUCAAACUCAAGGAGAAGAAGUUCAUCAAAGAGGUGGUGGCCGUCAGCUGUGGGCCCGCGCAAGUAACGGAGACCAUCCGUACUGCACUGGCCAUGGGGUGUGACCGCGGCAUCCACGUGGAGGUCUCAGGAAAAGACUACGAGGCCAUGGGACCCCUGCAGAUCUCCAAGAUCUUUGCUGCCCUAGCCAAGAAGGAGGAGGCCUCACUCGUCAUUCUGGGCAAACAGGCCAUUGAUGAUGACUGUAACCAGACAGGUCAGAUGACGGCAGCCUUGUUAGACUGGCCUCAGGGCACAUUUGCCUCUGAGGUGACCAUCGAUGGGGAAAAGGUGAAGGUGGUGAGGGAAAUCGAUGGUGGUCUAGAGACCAUCAAAAUCAGCAUGCCAGCCGUCCUCACAGCAGACCUUCGACUCAACACCCCCAGAUACGCCACCCUGCCAAACAUCAUGAAAGCCAAGAAGAAGAAGAUAGCCAACAUGAAACCAGCAGACCUGGGGGUGGACAUGGUGUCGCGAAUGGAGGUGUUGAGCGUGGACGAACCCCCAACGAGACUGGCCGGAGUGAAGGUGGAGACGGUGGAUGACCUGGUCGCCAAACUCAAGGCUAACGGAACAAUCUAGAGGCCCUGUGGGAGCCAAAGGGAGAGUGCAGGGGACACAGGGGUCUCUGUUUGAGAGAUGUAACAAAGUAAUUUAGCAAACAUGGAGGACUGGUUGCAUAAGGCAGAACCCAUCGCCACCCGGCCCUCUGUGUUUAACUCUGACUUCCAUGAUAGUAGCCUACUGACCUGGAAUAAAGAGAUACUGAGAAACACUGUCCUAUAGGAACCCACACAGCCCAGAGGGUGAAGAAGAAGAGGGUCUGUUGUUAUUGUGCAAUUUAAUUCACAUGGUACAUCUGUAUUGUAAUUAAUGUAUCUUCUCUGUGAGUAGAGGUAACUAGGUAUGGAGGACCUAGACUCAAAAAAUGCACAACUUCCAAGCCAGUAAUAUAAGUCAGUAACUUUCUUUCACCCAUGUUUCUGUAUGUGUUGCACUAUACAUUUAAGAGUGUCACAAUAACAUUUUCAUCUGUAACAUGGACCUAUGAAAACCCUACAUUGACACAUCUGGGCUAUGCAGUUUGAGUUGGAUGCUAUGUGUAAAUAAGAACCCAAAGUUGCCGAGCUGAAUGUGCAUUCAGGGUUCGUGAUAUGUCUACUGACUUGGUUUGUAUAAAGUUUAUAUAAAUAUCAUUAUUUCUGGGUUGGGUGGCAGCUCUGGUUGGACAGUGUCUCUCAGUAGAUGUGGGAAAAUGAUUAAAAAGAACACACGCAAAGUUGACUCUUUACCAUAAGCGCCUCUUCUGUUUAGAUUGUACAGCAUCCUACCAUAACAAUAAAGGUAUCUUUCAUAUCUACA
Molecule: messenger RNA, 1780 nt
Organism: Salmo salar (Atlantic salmon)
Lineage: Eukaryota; Metazoa; Chordata; Actinopteri; Salmoniformes; Salmonidae
Product: electron transfer flavoprotein subunit beta
Biological process (GO): fatty acid beta-oxidation using acyl-CoA dehydrogenase; amino acid catabolic process
Cellular component (GO): mitochondrion
Molecular function (GO): electron transfer activity
Source: RefSeq, a predicted model, not a curated record